AUGGAGAAUUUUAUCACCACAACCAACACUAGUACUGCCAUCCAACAACAAAACAGUUCCAUACUACUGUUACAAGCCGAGAGUAAGUUCAUGGAAAAUCAGAUAAGCCAACUUUCUCAUCAAGUUGGUCAAUCCUUAAAGACACCGGGGACUUUUCCGGGUCAGAUAGAGCAACCACAUAAAGGGCAUAUGAAUGUUGUUACUUUAAGGAGUGGAAAGCAGUUGGAAGAUCCUCCUACCAAGGAGCCAUCAAAGGCGGUCAUUGAAGAAGAGGGUGAAGGCGAGAAGGUGAUCGAUAGUGCGAAGGUCGAGGAGGAACCAAAGGAAGCAACUCCACAACCUCUUGCUCCAUAUGUGCCUAAGGUUCCUUUUCCACAAAGGUUAGCCCAAGCUAAGCUUGAGAAAAAGUAUGGUAAAUUUCUUGAUAUCUUAAACAAGCUUCAUAUUAAUAUUCCGUUCUUAGAUGCUAUAUCCAAGAUGCCUUCUUAUGCUAAAUUUUUAAAGGAUAUGCUUUAUAACAAGAAAAAGUUAGAAGAGAAUGCUACAGUUGCUUUGACUGUAGAGUGUAGUGCUAUUUUGCAGAAUACUCUGCCUAAGAAAUUAGGUGAUCCAGGUAGCUAUACAAUUCCAGUGAAGUUUGGAGAUAUUGAAAUUAACAGGGCACUAUGUGGUCUUUGUGCAAGUGUGAGUCUCAUGCCACUGUCCAUCUGUAAGAAGCUGCAAAUGGGUGAACUCAAACCCACACGCAUAUCCUUGCAACUUUCAGACAGGUCAGUCAAAUUUCCUUUGGGUGUACUUGAGGAUGUGCCUCUUCGUGUAGGUAAGUUUUUCAUUCCUUGUGAUUUUGUUGUGAUGGAAAUGGAGGAAGAUGCGAAUGUCCCUAUUAUUCUUGGUAGACCUUUCCUAGCUACUGCAGGUGCAAUCAUAGACAUGAAAAAUGGUAAGAUCACCUUUGAAGUUGGCGAUGAAAAAUUGGAAUACUCACUUUUGAAUGCUAUGGGUACUCCCUCAAUGGGAGAAACUAUCUGUCAGGUAGAUGUGCUUGAUGAGUUGCAGAGUGAGCAACUUCCUUUGAGCAAACCAGAUGAUGCACUUGAAACAAUUCUAGUAGGGAAGUAUGAUGAUGGAGAUUGGGAACCAAGGGAGUAUGUUAGGCUACUUGAAGAAGCAAAGGCCAACCCAAUCGCUAAUCCAAUUAGAGAAAUACUUAGUGUAGUGAGUAUUGGGGAGAGUACUACGCCUCUCGAGGUAGAGUUGAAACCUCUCCCUUCUAAUUUGAAACAUGCAUAUCUUGGUCCUAAUAAUUCAUACUCUGUUAUUGUUAAUGCUGAACUCAAGGACACAGAAUUGGAGCAAUUGCUUAAUGUUUUAAAAACGUAUAAAAGUGUAAUUGGGUACACCAUUGAUGAUAUUAAGGGUAUUUAUCCUUCUUUCUGUAUGCAUAAAAUUAUUCUUGAGAACGACCAUGCUUCCUCUAUAGAACCUCAAAGAAGGCUUAAUCCCAAUAUGAUGGAGGAAAAGACUACAUUCACAUGUCCAUAUGGCACCUUUGCAUAUCGCAGGAUGCCAUUCGGAUUAUGCAAUGCUCCAGCCGCUUUUCAACGUUGUAUGAUGGCUAUUUUUUCCGGUCUUAUAGAAAAUUCUAUGGAGGUAUUUAUGGAUGAUUUUUCUGUCUAUGGAACAUCUUUCGAUGGAAUUGUCUUAGGUCAUGUUGUAUCAAAUAAGGGUAUUGAGGUUGAUAAGGCUAAGAUAGAGGUCAUAGAGCAUUUACCCCCUCCGAAUUCUGUAAAAGGAGUUCGAAUUGACCUUUGCCAUGCAGGUUUUUACCGUCGUUUUAUUAAGGAUUUUUCGAAAAUUGCUCGACCUCUAACUGAGCUUUUAGCUAAGGAUGUUCCUUUUGUUUUCACUGAUGCUUAUCUUAAGGCUUUCAACAGGUUGAAGGAAGCUUUGAUCUAUGCUCCUAUCAUGCAACCCCCAGAUUGGAGCCUGCCGUUUGAAAUCAUGUGUGAUGCUAGUAACUAUGCAGUAGGAGCCGUUUUGGGGCAAAGAAAGGAUAAAAAGCUUCAUGCUAUUUACUAUGCUAGCAAAACUCUUAGCUCUACUCAAAUGAAUUAUGCUACAACUGAAAAAGAGAUGCUAGCUGUAAUUUAUGCAAUUGACAAGUUUCAUUCUUAUUUGGAUUAUGAUAUAGAGAUUAAGGAGACAGAGAAUGUUGUCGCGGACCAUCUCUCCCGCCUUAUCCUCGACCCUGAGGAUGGGGACGAUAUUCCUUUUGAUGAUUCUUUCCCUGCCAAACAUCUAUUAGCUUCACUGCAAACUGAAUCACCUUGGUAUGCUGACUUGGCUAAUUUCCUUUCCACAGGUACAAUGCCUCAUGGCUACUUCUCUCAACAAAGGAAGAAAUUCCUUCACGAGGCAAGGAGAUAUUUUAGGGAUGAUCUGUUCUUGUACAAGAAAUGCGCAGACACUAUGAUUCGAAGAUGCAUUUCAGAAAACGAGGUAAAUCACAUUAUUUUCAUUGCCAUGACUUACCAUGUGGUGGACAUGCAGGCCCUUCGAAGACAAUUGCAAAGAUCUUGCAAUGUGGAUUUUAUUGGCCAAUAA
Chenopodium quinoa (quinoa) is the source of this 2604-nucleotide messenger RNA. RefSeq lists its product as uncharacterized. NCBI's taxonomy places the organism in Eukaryota, Viridiplantae, Streptophyta, Magnoliopsida, Caryophyllales, Amaranthaceae. The record is from RefSeq and is a predicted model, not a curated record. The transcript is spliced from 4 exons. The coding region runs from base 1 to 2604 and encodes 867 amino acids.